UUGUAAAUUAAAUGUCUUCUUUUGCGGAGAACUAGUUCUCCAUGAUCAGAUGAUUUGCUACUUUAAUUAAUUAGAGGAGCAAUUAGCUAAAACAAAUACAAUUCAUGCUCGAAGCUCUCUGCUCUCUGUUUCCUAAAUUUGGAAAUGUAUUAAAUUAUAUAUAAAUGCACAUAGAGAGAGGCACAGCAACAGAGAACAAAGGCUGAACUGAAAGGUGAUUAACAAAAAUGGAGGUGACCAACAAAUACAUAGUGAUAAAGCAUCACAUUGAAGAUGCGCCAAAAGAGUCACAUUUUGAGCUCAAAACUGAGGUUUUUUCUCUCACAGUUGAACCAGGAUCUGAUGAUAUCAUCAUCAAGAAUCUGUAUAUCUCAAUAGAUCCUUACAUGAUCAAUCGCAUGAAGAGCUAUAGCGGUUCCCAUAGUGCUAUAAGCUUCUUCACGCCCAUAACUCCUGGCAAGGCUAUUGAUGGUGUUGCUACUGGAAAAGUUGUGGCAUCUGGGAAUCCCAAGUUUGAGAAAGAUGAUUUGGUUAUGGGAGUCUUCAAUUGGGCAGAGUACAGUUUGGUUAAGGAAGGAAGCAUCAUAAACAAAUUAAAUUCCUCUGAAUUUCCACUCACUUAUCAUCUAGGAGUUCUGGGCUUUAGUGGAUUGUCAGCAUAUGGGGGAUUUUUCGAACUGGGAAGACCCAAAAGUGGUGAAAAGGUAUUUGUUUCAGCAGCCUCUGGAUCUGUUGGAAAUUUGGUGGGGCAAUAUGCAAAACUCUUAGGUUGCUAUGUUGUUGGAUGUGCUGGGAGCCAGAAAAAGGUGUCAUUGCUCAAAGAAAAGCUAGGAUUUGAUGAUGCUUUCAAUUACAAGGAAGUAGCAGAUUUAAACUCCACUCUUAGAAGGUACUUUCCUGAUGGAAUCGACAUAUAUUUCGACAACGUUGGAGGUGAGAUGCUAGAAGCAGCGAUUUGUAAUAUGAAAGCAUUUGGUAGAGUGGUUGUUUGUGGGGUAAUCUCUCAUUAUACAGAUAUUGGAAAAAGAGCUUCACCAAGCAUGAUUGACAUUGUUUACAAUAGAAUCACUAUCAAAGGAUUUUUAGCUAGUGACUUCAUGAAUGAUUUUGCCAACUUUUUAGCAAAAACAUCAAAUUACCUUCGUUCUGAAAAGUUACAUGUGAUUGAAGACAUAUCAACUGGUGUGGAGAGCGUCCCCUCUGCUUUUAUUGGACUCUUUAACGGAGAUAACAUUGGAAAGAAAAUUGUAUGUUUAGCAAAAGAGUGAUCCUGGGAUUAGUGAAAAAAUGAGUGAGAAAGACUACAAUAUUAAUCAUUUCACCUCUAUGAAUGUAGUAUGUAAUGAAUUUUAUCUUUUUUUUUUAAC
Messenger RNA from Lotus japonicus, 1367 nucleotides. RefSeq names its product 2-alkenal reductase (NADP(+)-dependent)-like. Gene Ontology annotation, molecular function: oxidoreductase activity, acting on the CH-CH group of donors, NAD or NADP as acceptor. Lineage: Eukaryota; Viridiplantae; Streptophyta; Magnoliopsida; Fabales; Fabaceae. The record is from RefSeq and is a predicted model, not a curated record. The transcript has 5 exons. The coding region runs from base 228 to 1268 and encodes 346 amino acids.